CAUUUUCCUUCCUCUUUCUCUUUCGUUAGCAGGCAAUCACUAAGCCUCCAACUGGAAAGGAGUUGAAGGCAAGAACUGACCUGAAAGCAAAAACCAGACCUCAACAUCUCUUUCUGCCGAUUACAGACAGAUCAGAAAAGAGGCUGUGGAACCCGCGGGCUGACAGCAGGACGUGCUGAGGCUCGACCUGAGCUGGGACUACCCGGGCAGUCCCCUACCCGCGCAGAGGAGCCAGAUCUCCCUGGCAGCGCGCGGCUGAUCAUCUUCAAGAACGAGCAAUACCCAAACUGAAGGAAAAUACAUUGCACAAAAUAUUAAGAAAACUCCUUUUAAAAAAAAAAAAUUCUUUGGAGAAGCUGAUUUCCUUUGGCUAGCAGGAGAAAGCGGAGAAAAUGAGGCCAAGUCUGCGAUUUUUCUUAGCUGGUUUUCUGUUGUUGGUUCUGCAGACAGGGCUUUGCUAUGGGAUAAAAUGGAUAGCUCUGUCCAAGACUUCUUUUGCUUUGGCCCUGAAUCAAACCCAGCACUGCAAGCAGCUUGAAGGCCUGGUGGUUUCUCAGGUGCAGCUGUGCCGCAGCAACCUGGAGCUAAUGCAGACCAUUAUUCAGGCAGCACGGGAAGUGAUAAAGACCUGCCGUAAAACUUUUUCAGACAUGCGGUGGAACUGCUCUUCAAUAGAGCUGGCUCCUAACUACCUGCUGGACUUAGACAGAGGCACAAGGGAGUCAGCAUUUGUAUAUGCCCUCUCUGCUGCUGCCAUCAGCCACACCAUUGCCAGAGCCUGCACCACCGGGGACCUCCCUGGCUGUUCCUGUGGUCCCAUCCCAGGUGAGACACCUGGACCUGGGUAUCGAUGGGGAGGAUGUGCAGACAACCUCAACUAUGGUCUUAUCAUGGGGUCCAAAUUUUCAGAUGCUCCCAUGAAGAUGAAAAAAUCAGGAUCACAAGCCAAUAAACUGAUGCAUCUGCACAACAGUGAAGUAGGGAGACAGGUCUUGAAAGCCUCUCUUGAAAUGAAAUGUAAGUGCCAUGGAGUUUCUGGGUCAUGCUCUAUCAAGACCUGUUGGAAAGGCCUUCAAGAACUGCGAGACAUUGCAUUGGACCUCAAAACCAAAUAUUUGUCUGCCACCAAGGUUGUUCACCGGCCCAUGGGCACACGCAAAUACCUUGUGCCAAAGGAUAUUGAUAUCAGGCCAGUUAAAGAGACAGAGCUGAUUUACCUGCAGAGCUCACCUGAUUUCUGCAUGAAGAAUGAAAAAGUGGGGUCACAUGGGACCCAGGACAGACAAUGCAACAAGACUUCCAAUGGGAGUGACAGCUGUGACUUGAUGUGCUGUGGCAGAGGCUACAACCCCUACAUGGACAAAGUGGUGGAGCGUUGCCACUGCAAAUAUCACUGGUGCUGCUACGUGACCUGUAAAAAGUGUGAGAGAAGUGUCGAGAGAUAUGUGUGCAAAUGAAAACUCUCCUCUGCACACCUGGGAGCUAAGACAGCAGCAGCACCCCAGCACUGUUCAGAGAAGACAUUUCCUCGACUAGACGUCAUUUAUUUUGUAAAGACACAGACUUGAGGAGAGAUGGUAGGAGGAAAAGCAACAAUCACACCAGUAAAAAUGACAACGUAAAGAAACCUCCCAAAAAGCAACAAACCUACAAAUGUUUCUCCUCACCAAUAAAAUGCUCUCUGAGAAGACAAAACUUCAUUUGGGAUGGUAUCUUCUUCCAAAAUAUUUCCUAUGGUUGCCAAUGAUGUCCAGACGUCAAGUGCCUUAGUAUUCUGAGGAAUAAAUAUAGAAACUUUCCCUGGGGGGGAAAAAGGUACCAUUUGUUUGACAGUAACUAAGGCUCACACCUGCCUGUGCCUUCUAGCACAUGUUCUGAGUCUCCAUUAGGAUCAUCCCACAAAGGAAAAUGCUACAACUUUUCAGCAAUAACUGCCUUUGUUGCCAAAGACUUAAUUUUCAGCAAGGAAUCAUCCACUCUGAGUGAUAAAAAAGUGAAAAGAUUUCAGGUCAAUCCCCUGCAAUGAGCAACUAAUUUAAAUCUUUCUUUUACACAGGUCUGAAACUUUGAGCUGAUUGCUGAAGGAAAAUAUAUCAUUGAUUUGUCCAGGCUGGACAAAAUUCAGCCAUGAAAAAAAUCCCCUGGAAUCCUGGAGGCAGUGAGAGUAGGGUAGGCUGAGAAGGACUUUAUGGGGUCCACAAGACAGCAGUGGAGCCUUUAGGAUAAAAUAACAAAGUGAAAUCCAAGUCCAGUGGGAGAGUAAAGAAAAAAAGCAAGAUCCUGCUCUCUAUCUCUUUGCCCUGUGGGUGUGAUACUCUUAGUCACUGACAUUCUUCCACACUGACCCACCAAAUCCUUGGGGAAAUAUGCCACUGGAUUCUUCCCCCACAAGACUGUUGGUCCAACCUCAGGAAACUGCAGAGAGUGGAGCAGUCCCAGCUGUAGGUAGUACAUCCAUGGAAGUCAGCAGCUAUUCACAGCAGGAAAGAAUGGGAACAUGUCAGUCCUUCACGUGGCUCUGCCCUGACACAGCAGAGAACCACUAUCUGUGGCUGUACAUAUUUUCUUUUGUAUGCAGAUAUACAGAAAUAUUUAUGUCUUGUGCUUUCGUCUACUUUACUUCCUACAUAAAUAUAUCCUUAUAUUAUAAACAAGCAUUAACAAUAGUAUGAAA
Molecule: messenger RNA, 2674 nt
Organism: Onychostruthus taczanowskii (white-rumped snowfinch)
Lineage: Eukaryota; Metazoa; Chordata; Aves; Passeriformes; Passeridae
Gene: WNT11
Product: Wnt family member 11
Exons: 6
Coding region: 393-1457 (354 amino acids)
Biological process (GO): canonical Wnt signaling pathway; cell fate commitment; neuron differentiation
Cellular component (GO): extracellular region
Molecular function (GO): frizzled binding; cytokine activity
Source: RefSeq, a predicted model, not a curated record